GAAAUUCUCCUUUGGGGGGAAAACGAAUAAUAACAUCCAGAAAGGGCGCAGAACAAUCGAUUGGAAAGGCGCUCCGUAGCAGCAGCGCAAGAUCGGAAGCUUUGAUAGCUGCCAGCUCACAGUCUCUUACGCUAUUUCAGCAAGAUGGCUCGUUCGCCGGCCGACGCAACGCGCUUUACGGCCACUGGACCGCACGCGCAUUCGAAAUUCAACAUGCAUGGAUCUUCGGCUUCAUCGGCUUUCCCUCCGCCAUCGCAUCCAGAGACCCCGCAGGAGAAGGUCAAUCGUCUGCGAAAUGCAGCACGCCAGGCGAAGCUGGCCAAGGAGAGCCGAUUCGACAAAGUCACCGCUCGAGGACGAGUGUGGGCAGACCGAGCACAUCGCAUCACAGCAUUGACAUUGAUUGCAGCGACUGGUAUUGCCGGAGUCGUGACUGUGUUCGCACUGGGUGACAUGAUUGUGUACAACCGGAAAAAGAGAAAGGAGUUCUUCGCUGAAAAGGAGGCGCAGCAUGCCGUCAAAUUGGAGCGUGCCAGAGAUGCCGCAACCAAGGGUACUGCCAGUGACUACCAAAAACUGUUGCUCAACCGCGAGCGUGCUGCUGCCGAGGCUGAGCAAGAGCGCCUGAACAACAAGGGCUACUUUGCUGGCGCCAAGGAUUGGCUCUACAGCGGACUGAAAAAGGACGAUGUGGCCGAGAACUCGUCUGAGCAAGGGAACGAGCGCGCUGAUGGACUCUCAAUAGCGGCUGACGCUGCUCACAAGGUUUCCGACGAGGUUCAGAACCUCACUGCUACAGGAAAGGCUGCGAGCGAAAAGGGCGUGCUGCAGAUGGUGCAGGAAAAGGCCCAAAGUGGCAACGCAACCGGUCAAGAUGUUGCUGCCAAGGGUGGAUAUUUGGACCGCUUGGGCCAAGCUCCGUCAGAAAAGGAGCCAGAAGAGCAAAAGCCGCGCAGCUGGACCAGUUGGCUGGGAGGCCGGUAAUAAAUGAGCUACUGCGUGCAACACAUUGUAAAAUUGGGAGCCUCUUCACUUUCUUUUAUACGCCAUGGUUCUGUCGAGCGGAUUUAAACUCAAUUCAUGUACGAUACUUUCUUCAGCACCUUUUGCAUGGUGCAAUUUCGUUUUCUACAUAUACGCAUGCAUCAAUGUAGAGGAGUUCUUGGUUUCAUAUUCAUGCUUCAUUCAAUCUGCACCACAUGCUCGUCCCUGCCCUUGCUUUACUUUCUGUCGUCGUAGUCAGGUUGUGUUGUCAGUUUCCUCUAAACAUGAUCAAUUAGGUAGGUCACUUUGAACAGCCGUGCUCGCCAACCUGCAGCUUGCCUGUAUAUUGGGAAAGAGGAAGCU
Molecule: messenger RNA, 1347 nt
Organism: Xylona heveae TC161
Lineage: Eukaryota; Fungi; Ascomycota; Xylonomycetes; Xylonales; Xylonaceae
Exons: 2
Coding region: 145-984 (279 amino acids)
Source: RefSeq, a predicted model, not a curated record